Electrophorus electricus (electric eel) is the source of this 4777-nucleotide messenger RNA. It is a transcript of the gene ampd2a, whose product is annotated as adenosine monophosphate deaminase 2a. The record is from RefSeq and is a predicted model, not a curated record. Lineage: Eukaryota; Metazoa; Chordata; Actinopteri; Gymnotiformes; Gymnotidae. Gene Ontology annotation, biological process: IMP salvage; AMP metabolic process. Gene Ontology annotation, molecular function: AMP deaminase activity. Gene Ontology annotation, cellular component: cytosol.
UUUAGCUAUCAGUUAGAAAACUAGCUAAAGAUAGACAAAUAUGGCUUGAGUUCAUGUGAAAUAUACACGUGGAACUGAAUUUUGGUUUAGUAGCUAAACACGUUUUAAGACAAAUUGGAGAUUCCUCAAACACAGUAUAGGUUAGCUAGAGACAUCAACUUGAACACCUGAAAGUAAAGGUGGGAAUUCCGUUAGCUGAGUAGCUAGUUAGCUACCGACUUGAUGAAGAGUUUACUUCUGUUUGAGGUGGCGUUGGUUAAGUAGAUGGACUGUAUGUGGUAGUGGAAUAUAUUCGAGUAUUUCAAGAAUAUAGCUACGAAUAUUUUUUACGGUUUCAGUUUAAGCCAAAGGAAUCUAUUUAAAGAAAAAUAAAGAACCGAUUCAGACGAGCUGACUAGAGUUAACCAAUGGCAGGUGACCUAUUUGGUCUCCCAGGGCAGAAGGCCCUCUCCUCCCAGCGUUCUCUCCCUGGCACUCCUGUUUCUCAUAAACACUUCCCCAUUGACCUGCGCACAUCCAUGGAUGGCAAGUUUAAAGAGAUUGCAGAGGAGCUGCUGGCUCAUAGCCUGGUGGACAGUGAGAUGCGCAGUGCUCCAUAUGAGUUUCCAGAGGACAGUCCCAUCGAACAGCUGGAAGAGAAACGACACCGUCUGGAGAGACAGAUCAGCCAAGACAUCAGGCUGGAGCCAGAGAUUCUGCUGAGGGCCAAGCAGGACUUCCUGAAAAUCGACAGCAUAGUUGACCUGGAGCAUCUGAAAGAGCAGGAUGAGGCAACAGUGGAUCAUGCUUCUAAAGAGAGAGAGCCUGUGUUGGAGAGAGAGUUCCAGCGUGUGUUCAUCUCAGGGGAGGAGAAGUGUGGGGUUCCCUUCACAGACCUGGUGGAUGCUGCCAAGUGUGUAGUGAGGGCCCUACUGAUCCGGGAGAAGUACAUGGCCUUGUCUAUGCAGGGCUUCUGCCGCACCACCACCCGCCUGUUACAUGACUUCUCACACACACCACUCCAUGCCAGCCCAUCUAAGGAGGUACCUGAAACCCCAGUUGACACAGAUGCCCCUGUGCAUCCCCCGGUUUCAGAGAUACACCCCUAUGAGCGGCAGGACUCUACAAACCUGCCCUCAGACCUGGGGUAUACCUGCAAGAUGAUGGGAGGGGUGGUCCAUGUGUACACCAAAGAGAGCCCAGUGGACAGGUGUAUGGAGCUGGACCUGCCAUAUCCAGACCUGCAGGAGUUCAAUGCUGAUAUGAAUGUUAUGAUGGCUCUUAUCAUCAACGGACCAGUAAAGUCGUUCUGUUACCGGCGGCUACAGUACCUCAGCUCAAAGUUUCAGAUGCACAUCCUCCUCAACGAGAUGAAGGAGCUUGCAGCGCAGAAGAAAGUACCCCACAGAGACUUCUACAACAUCCGCAAGGUGGACACACACAUCCAUGCUUCUUCCUGCAUGAACCAGAAGCACCUGCUGCGCUUCAUAAAGCGAGCAAUGAAGAAAUAUCCAGAUGAGAUUGUGCACAUUGAAGGAGGACAGGGCCAGACACUGAUGGAGGUGUUUGAGAGCAUGAACCUGACAGCCUAUGACCUCAGCGUUGACACACUCGACAUGCACGCAGACAGGAACACCUUCCACCGCUUUGACAAAUUUAAUGCGAAAUACAACCCAAUCGGGGAGUCAAUCCUCCGUGAGAUCUUUAUCAAAACAGAUAACUACAUCAAGGGCAAAUAUUUUGCCCACAUCAUCAAGGAGGUGAUGUCAGAUCUUGAGGAGAGUAAGUACCAGAAUGCUGAGCUGCGUCUGUCGAUCUAUGGGCGAUCACGGGAUGAGUGGGACAGUUUGGCACAGUGGAUCAUUACACACACCGUCUACUCACGCAAUGUCCGCUGGCUUAUACAGAUACCACGUCUGUUUGAUGUGUACCAUACUAAGAAGCAGUUGGGGAAUUUCCAACAGAUGUUGGAGAACAUCUUCCUGCCUUUGUUUGAGGUCACCGUCAACCCUCACAGUCACCCAGAAUUGCACCUGUUCCUACAGCACGUGGUGGGUUUUGACAGUGUUGAUGAUGAAUCAAAGCCAGAGCAUCAUGUGUUUAACCUGGACAGCCCUCUGCCAGGCAGCUGGACAGAGGAGGACAAUCCACCUUACUCUUACUACCUCUACUACACCUACGCCAACAUGACUGUGCUCAAUCACCUGCGCAGGAAGCGGGGUUUCAAUACCUUUGUGCUGCGCCCUCACUGUGGGGAAGCAGGGCCUAUACACCACCUGGUAUCUGGAUUCAUGCUUUCAGCCAACAUUUCACAUGGACUACUACUGAGAAAGGCUCCUGUACUGCAGUAUCUUUACUAUCUUGCCCAGGUUGGCAUUGCCAUGUCUCCACUGAGCAACAACAGCCUGUUCCUGAGUUACCAUAGAAACCCGUUGCCUGAGUAUCUGUCCCGUGGCCUCAUGGUCUCUCUCUCCACUGAUGACCCACUGCAGUUCCACUUUACUAAGGAACCCCUUAUGGAGGAGUACAGUAUAGCAGCUCAGGUGUGGAAGCUGAGUUCAUGUGACAUGUGUGAAUUAGCAAGGAACAGUGUACUGAUGAGUGGCUUUUCACACAAGACGAAAAGCUACUGGCUGGGUCCAGACUACAUGAAGGAGGGUCCAGAGGGCAACGAUAUCCGCCGCUCUAACGUUCCAGACAUCCGCGUGUCUUACAGACAUGAGACUCUUUGUGAGGAACUGCAGCUCAUCACCCAUGCUGUGCGCACCCAGGAGCUGGAGAACAUGGAGGAAGAGGCACCUCUCUCCAUGGCCCCAGACCUCCCCAAACACUAGACAGUAUCUCCUUUACUCACCUCUUCCAGUCCUUUCUUGCCUUCGUCUCCUCUAUCCCCGCUCAUCAAGUGGCCUUCCACACUAGAGAGUACUACCCUCCCUACUUCUCUUCUCCCAUCACCUUGGUCCCAAGUUCUCCCACAUGCCAGACAGCUCUUCUAUCCUUACCUCUGUGGGGUUUGGGUUUCAGGUUUAUAGGUUUGAGGGUUGGGUUUGGUGUCUUGAUAGUUUAAGAGUUUGAGUGUUGGGCUAAAUUUGCAUGUUUCGGAGAAGUAGCACAUUGUGACACCAACCUGCUAAUAGUAUGCAUUUCAGACAUGACCUCACGCAUUUCCCUUUCAACUCAAGGUCUUAAACAAAUGUAUAUACAUACCGACAUGCGCGCGCGCACACACGCGCACACACACACACACACACAUCAACCAAUUUGUCUCUUACAUAUGGUUGCUUCCUUUCCUCUAAGAGUUGCUGCCUUAUGAAAUACAACUGACCAGUUUCCUUUUGUAAACACACACACACACACACACACACACACAACUGUCAUAAGCUGCAUGUGUGGAGUGUGCUUGUUGCCUUACACACUAGAGGCCCUGGGACGGUUAGGGUUACUAACUUUAUGCUUGUAGAGGUUUUACUGCAUCUGGUAUCAAGACCUGAUAUCCAGCCAGAGAAAAACAUUUCAUCAUGAGAAAGUGUUUUGUGUAUGAAUGUGUAAGUGUAUGACUGUUUGGGUGUGUAUCACAUCACCCUGAAAAGUGCGGUCAGCCUUUCACAUUUCUGCCCUGUCUAUAUGAAGAAACAUUAAGCUUUAAUUGAGCGGCAGAUGACUUUAGAAAUAUCUGGAUAAUGUUUGUUUGCUAAUCACAGUUAGAAAUUGUUUACAAAUACACGGAAAAAGUUUCUAAUGGGUGUUUUUGAAAGAUCUACUUCUUGCUCUUCCAUUUAUUGUCUCCAUCACCAAAAUCACAAACACACAUCUCUCCUAGAGCUCUGCACUGUGCUUCUUUCUUGCUGUUGAUGCUAAGAUGAUUCAGAUGCAGCUAAUGACCUCUCUGACUGUUAUCCCACUGCUGGUUUGUGAGUCUGUGGGUAAUAUGCCCUGAGACCACCAUGUGUUUGAUUUCAUAUGAAUAGUAUUUUUUCAGAAGGUACAGAUAUGCCUUUGUAUGAAGUAUUAUCAUAUGUAUCUAAAACAGUUAUAUUGAUAAUGUUAGCUCAAGUCUAUUACAUACUGUGUUUCAUUAGGAUGUUCCCAGUGAUUAUAUUAUUUUAUCCGAUAACAAAGAUGCGCAGACUGUAGCACUGAGUUGUAUCCAGAUGACGUUCCACUGGCUGGGCAUUGAAGGCACAAAGACAAGAAUGUGUUGCAAGUUCAUAUUCUAAAAUGCUGAACAUAAUUAUUAUAGUGCAGGUGUAAUGUUUCCCCUCUGAAGGUAAAGUUGUUAUCCUCUUACUGACCAUGAGAGAUUAAAAUGUUUAUUGAAGUUAUUUUACUAGGUUUUCACUGUUGCUUCAGUGAGGAGGAAUGAGGUUUUCUUUGUGCAUUAGGAUUCAGAACAUUUCUAUAGAGGACUACAUCAGUUACUAUUUUACGCAGUACAUAUCCCACUCUACUUUUAGUCUGUUAAAAUGUUAAUUAAAAUUCACAAAAUGCUAGGGUUUGCUUAAAAUAGCCAUUAUGAUUACAUUUACUCUUCUAGUUGAAGCACUCUAUGUGACAAAUGAACCAAACUUGAACCUUUAUUUUUAAGGUAUUUACUUUUAUUAUUGCUCAAAUUCUGCACAAUUCUGUUUUGUUAGAUGUGUAAGAUUUUUAAGUGUUUGGUUUAGUUUUAUAUGCUUGAAAUGGACAUCUAGUACCUGCUCUUCUGGUUGAAGCAUUCUACCAGUGAUUCAGUGAAUGCUCUAGUAGGAAAUAUAAUGUGUACUGAUGACAUCAAAUAAAGCAUGAAGUACCUACAGUA